Molecule: messenger RNA, 354 nt
Organism: Coccidioides posadasii C735 delta SOWgp
Lineage: Eukaryota; Fungi; Ascomycota; Eurotiomycetes; Onygenales; Onygenaceae
Source: RefSeq, a predicted model, not a curated record
AUGGAGAGUUCAUCUCGGCUUCUCAAGACGCAGAUUCCGCCAGACUGGACAGAUAACCCGGUGAAUAUGGACAACGAUCGCUACUGGAAGCAGCCAUCCGGUGAAGGCCUGCCAAUGGCUAAAGAAUACGGGCUAAACGUGUCCAAGAUCAAGGGAAUCAUAUGCAGCUCCCAAGUGUCCGGCGAGUCCAUGUACAUGUUCGAGUAUGAGGGAAAAUACUACCUCUGGAACCAGAUUGAGCAGUCAGUCUGGCAGAUCGUCAGCCCGACGAAUCUGCAGGAUAUUUUGGUGGAGAUGGCCAAGGAAUCGGGCAGCACCAUGAAGAUGAAGGAGUUGGACCCGGUUGGAAGCUAA